Molecule: messenger RNA, 1773 nt
Organism: Purpureocillium lilacinum
Lineage: Eukaryota; Fungi; Ascomycota; Sordariomycetes; Hypocreales; Ophiocordycipitaceae
Source: RefSeq, a predicted model, not a curated record
AUGAGCAACCACCAAGCCAAACACAAUGCGCAGCCCCCAUACAGCCUGCCUCUAGCGGUCAACCUCGCUGGGGCAUUCUGUCUCGCUGUUCUGAUUGCGCUGGGCGUCUACAUCCAGCAGGUGCCAUAUGUGGUCGGCGGCAAGUCGUCUCCUGGAUUCUCCGUCAUCCACACCGACGUCAACAGCUGGAACGUGGGGUGCACCGUCCUGGGCACUGCCGUCGGCCUGCUUCUCGCUUGGGGCUUCUCGAGCUACGAUGAGCUGCUGUCGCGCAGGGAGCUGGAGAGCCCCCACGGCAUCCUGGCCAUGUACUUGCGUCCCCUGACCGCCAAGCGCGGGUGGCAGCAGCUCCGACGACGACGGUUUCCCGCGACGAGGACGUUCUUCAUCCUCGCGACCAUCGUUUCGUCCUUGACCAGCGCCGCGACGGUUGCCGUGUUUGGCAUCCAUACGCAGCAGGUCACCGUAACGAAUCCGUCGGCGUCAUACUCCUUGGCCCAGCUUCCUACCGGGGGCGCGGUGCGCAAUGCCGAUCGCUCCGUCAACUUCGUCACCACGUCUGCAGAGGUUACGCUCCUCAGUAGCUUUCUAUAUCGAGACGCGUACAUUCGUGCGUCGCAAGCGAACGGGCGGCUCUGGAACGUCGGGCCGGGUAACUACCUGACGGAGUCGGGCGCUAUCGGCAGCACAAACUAUCCAGGACUCAACACAUCUGGCAUCGGCUUGAACAUGUCGUCGUAUAUCCAAUACUCGGGUCCUUCCGAUGGAUAUAAUCUGCCCACCUCGUACACCUUUGACCGAAUGGACGCCGCCGUCUUUGGCACCAUUGUCGACGUGACAUGCAACAACGCCACGGCAUCCUGGAGCAUCAAGUCAACCAAAUACGGCAACGAGAGCAAUCCCCAGAUCGUCUCAUUCGACUAUAGCAAGGCAAGCUUUGGUGGAGCCACUGUAAUUUACGACAGGAGCAGCACGACUCCGUUCAACAUUGGCUCCUACGUCAACGACAACAACGGCGACCCCAUCCACGGCUUCUUCUUCGCGGGAAACGUCAUGGGCCCGCCCUUUGUGCUCGAGUGCACGUACGGCGGCCACGAGAUCUUAGCAACAGUAAGCCUCGAGGACAGCCUCUCGCCUCUUCGGGUCAACGGCACAGUGACGCAAGGGUCUCCCCUGAGCUCGACCGUGAAGCAGCAGCUCGCCAAAAUCAUCGACCAGUACAUGACGAUCCACGGCCACGGCGGCCCAGGCGGCAGCCUCGCAGACGGCUGGGUCGCGGCCCAGUACGACGAUUACUCAACCCAAGUCGGCACAAUCGAAAAGACAAUGGCGCAGGUGCUGGGCGAGCUGGGCGAGGCGUACUACAGCCUGCUGAGGCAAAACGUCGAAAACGCCAAUCUGGUCCGCGACAGGGCGACUCUGAUGCCCGACAACGGGAGCUACGUCAAGAUGGUGGUUUCGGUGCUGCGCGUGGGCGGCUCGUCUCCCGCCUGGUUCAUCAUCUACGGGCUGCUCUUCGUCGCGGCCAUGCUCGGCACCGUCUUGGCCGCUAUACAGAGACGUGCUUUGCCGUGGGCGCCGCAGGACCCCGUGGAGCUUUUGCAGAAGGUGCUUCCUGCGGCGGUUAUUGAUGAGCUUACGCCGCUGCGGUAUGGAGGGCAGCUCGAGGUUGUCCAUGGCCACAUGGCUGGGAAUACAGAACAUGGAGCGACGGGGCCGUACGGGGUGAAAGAAAACCAUCAAGUGUAUCAGCAACAGCGAGCGUUUCAGUAA